Molecule: messenger RNA, 1178 nt
Organism: Oryzias latipes (Japanese medaka)
Lineage: Eukaryota; Metazoa; Chordata; Actinopteri; Beloniformes; Adrianichthyidae
Gene: nipsnap3a
Product: nipsnap homolog 3A (C. elegans)
Cellular component (GO): mitochondrion
Source: RefSeq, a predicted model, not a curated record
CGAGCGAGUCCUCUCUGACCUUUAGGGCUCCGAUAGGAAGCUGAGCUGACCUCUAUGGACCCAUCAGGCUCAUGAAGCGUGUGUCCUUUAUUUGUGCCUCUAACGUGGAAUCUGAAGGUUGUGGUGAAUCGUACGCAUCCCACCUGGUUUGUGAAGUAGAGUGAGCGCUCUCGCCAUCAGAGGAUCUUUGCAGGUCGCGUUUCUUCAGUCCGACCAACAUGUCGAAGCUGAGUGUGUUUCUGAGGUCCGCUGCGGUUCUUCUCAGACCUGCUGCCUCUACCUCACAGGCUCGUGCACGUCUCCACACUGGCCCCCAACAGGAGCACAAAACAUUCUACGAGUUUCGCACCUACAGCAUCCACCCCCAUCAGAAUGCUGCCUUCCUCAAGCUGACCAAUGAGAAGAUCCACCUGCGCACCGCACACUCUGAGCUGAUUGGUUACUGGACCGUGGAGUACGGUGGUCUGAACCAAGUGUUCCAUAUCUGGAAGUAUGACAGUUACUCUCAGCGGGCAGCUGUACGGGCCGCUCUGGCCCAGGACCCCACCUGGAUUUCAGACUACAUCUCUAAGGCUCUACCGAUGCUGACCUCCCAGGACAAUGAAGUCACCUACCUGGUACCAUGGAGCCGCCUGCACAAGCCGCCAAAGGAGGGCGGGGUGUACGAGCUGGCGAGCUAUCAGAUGCGUCCUGGUGGUCCGGCGGUUUGGGGCAGCGCCUUCCAGGCAGCGAUCUGCGCCCGUGAUGCCCCGGGUUACGGCAAGCUGCUAGGAGCAUUCCACAGCGAGUUUGGCGCCCUGAACCAGGUUCACGCCCUUUGGUGGUACGAGAGCGCAGACCAUCGAGCUGAAGUUCGACACAAAGCACACAACGAUGCAAGAGUGGUCGCUGCCGUGAGGAACAGCGUCACCCACCUGGACACUCAGAGGAACCGCCUCAUGCACCCCUGUCUCUUCUCGCCCAUGAACUAACUUCCUGUGGUCUCUACGGUAACAAGUCUGCAACCAGCGGAAUUUCCUGCACUAACCAAUCACGGCUCAGCACCCAAGGCCCUGUCAGUAAGAAUGAGAGCUGCAUGAUCUAAACCUGCUGGGGAGGCGGGGCUUCCCUUACAAAGUGCCGCUAAAAGACUGAAUGUUUUGAAAUAUGAACAAUAAAGUUUGACUUUUAUUCUUUGA